This is a messenger RNA of Triticum turgidum subsp. durum (durum wheat), 267 nucleotides long. NCBI's taxonomy places the organism in Eukaryota, Viridiplantae, Streptophyta, Magnoliopsida, Poales, Poaceae. The record is from the annotation of a GenBank genome assembly.
AUGUUCAUCACCUUCUCCAAGGGAAAUGCCAUCCACCGCGAGGAGAUCUUUGAGUACUUCAAGCAGAAGUGGGGUGACUGCGUGGUGAGGGUGCUGAUGGAGAAGACGAAGGGAGGCCACAUGCCUAUGUACGGCCGGAUUAUCUUCAAGACAGAGGCGAUCCUGAAGCUCGUGCUCAACGGCGAGAGGCUCGUCAAGAUCUCCAUAGGACAACAUGAGAUUUGGCUCCGCAAGUAUGUCCCCAAGCCAACCAACACUGCCGCCUGA